This is a messenger RNA of Durotheca rogersii, 2498 nucleotides long. RefSeq lists its product as uncharacterized. The record is from RefSeq and is a predicted model, not a curated record. Bases 245 to 1870 code for a protein of 541 amino acids. Lineage: Eukaryota; Fungi; Ascomycota; Sordariomycetes; Xylariales; Xylariaceae. The transcript is spliced from 3 exons.
CCUGGUAAGCCCUCGACCGCAUUGUUUUUAAGUAUCCUGUACUUAUGCACUUAUUACGUAGAGGGGCCGCAUUCCCCGCCAGAUCGGAUUAGCGAUUUGGCCGCCGACUUUCCCUCUAACACCAGCUGGCAACAAUUACCUGCCGUAAUCAAUCAUCCCCCUUGACAACCACCACAUCCGCGUGGCCCUGAGCUCAGGUACCAACCGACAGAACUGGUAGAAGAGACGAAAGGACGAACCCGAAAUGGCAGACGAAGACAAAGCAAAGGCCGAGAAGCUGGCGGCGGCCAAGAAGCGGGUCGAGCAGAGGAAGAAGCAGAUGGCCAAGAAAGGCGCCGGUUCCAAGCACAAUAAGGAAGAAGAGGCUGCCGAGGCCAAGCCCGAGUCGACGGCCGCCAGCGCUGCCGAUGAGCCUACUGCCGAAGACGCCCCAGAGCCCCCCGCGACGCCGACUGCCUCAUCUCCCUCCCAGCCGUCGAAAGUGCGAUCUCCUUCCUUUCGCCAGGGCGCGUCACCGUCCACCGGCUUCCCUUCGGGUCCUGACGGCGAAUCGGCCCCCGAUAUCUACCGCAAGCAGGUCGCACGCAUAGAGGAUCUGGAGAAGGAGAAUAAGAGGCUCGCCAAGGAGGCUUCUGAUUCGGAGAAGCGGUGGCAGAGGGCCGAGGAGGAACUGGCCGACUUGCGCGAGGCUGAUCAAGAUGGGCCCAACGGCCAAGUCGAGCAGCUGAAAGCAGAAAUCGCGGCUCUCCAGCGUCAGAACUCGCAGCUCCAAUCCGCGGCCGCGAAACGCCACGGAUCGUCGCCGUCUGUCUCCCUAUCGUCGCCUCCGGGCGAGCUCCAGGCCCAACUUGCUUCCAAGUCCGCCACUAUCGAGACCAUGGAGCUGGAGAUAUCGCGCCUCCGCGCCCAGGCCGAGCGGCAGGCUUCUGCGGGCGGCACCGACCGCGAACAGAUCGCAGCCCUCGAAGAGAAGUUGGCGCGUUCCGAGCAGGCCGCGAUGAAGGCCCAGCGCGAGCUCGGCGACCUGAAGCGCAACCUGGAACGCACAACCGAACGGGUAGUUAAAGAAGGCAGCGAGCGCACCAGCGCCGAGACUAAGCUCCGAAGCCUCCAGGCUGAUGUAGACAAGCUAGAGGGGGAGAAGGCAGAGCUCGAGAAGAAAACGGAAGCCCUGGAGAAGAAGGUCGCCGCUCUGGGCAACCUGCACAAGGAGAACGACGCCCGGUCGCAGGCUCUGCGGAAGGAGAAGGAGCGCGCAGAGAAAGAGGCACAGGAAGCGAAAUCCAAGAUCGAGAAGUUGCAGGCAGAGAACGCACAUCUGCGAAAGAAGGACGCGGCCGAGGGCGGUGGCGACGACGACGGGGUCGACGAGCUGGAGAACGAGGAACGGCAGCGCAUGGAAAAGAAGAUCCGAGACCUCGAGAGCGAGAUCUACGACCUGCGCCGCGGCAUCUGGCACCAGCGUCGCAAAGAGAUGGAGCCCGGCGCGGAGGACGUCCUCCUGAGCCCUAGCGCGGGGCAGUUCACCAACAUCGACCUCGGCGGCAGCACGUCGCCGGGGCCUCGGAAGUCGGCCCAUAAAGGCGGCGGGUUCGGCGACUUCUUCACUGCAUUAACGGGCGGCGCCGGCACGACGGGGCCCGACGAGAAGGGCCACCACGGUAAUGACGACGGGUUCCUCGAAGACGACGACGCGGAGUUCGACGAGGACGCGUUCCGGCGGGCGCAGGAGGAGGACGGCCGCAGGCGGCUCGAGCGCAUCAAGGAACUCAAGCGCAGCCUCAAGAACUGGGAGGGCUGGAGACUGGACCUCGUCGACGGGAGGCGCGGGGGCGGAGGGGUCGGCGCCGGAGAAGUGUUCGAGGUCUAAGUGCGAGGUCAGGAUACGAGAUGGCGAGGAUGCUAUUCGUCCUUGCAGGCCAUGUCCCUAGUGAGCAAAUGAGGUAAGGGAAGCGUAGCCGAGUUAUCUACAAUCGGAGUGUACGAAUGGAGGAACGCAUCCAUUCCCGUCGAAUUGGGGAAAAGGAAGUAAGUCGCGGGGAGAUGGGUCGGGACGGAUGAGCAUGCCUACGCCAGCGUGUAUGUUUUGGCGCGGACACGGGAAGCCAUUUAUUCACCACUAUCUUCUACGACCAACAUAGAACCAACCAGCUUUUGCCCUACUCACUGCUAGGUCAGGUUUACUACGACUGGAAAAAUACAGCCCCCAUCUGCCUUUGCGAUUUCGUUCCCGUUGGUUACGAGCAAGGCUGUAGUGAGGGCUCGUAAUGAGAGCCUAGGGACAUCCCAGCAGAGGAGCCGUAGGAGUUGAAGCUGACUACUCAGAAAUCAGGUAGCAAGGCUCGCACGGCAUAUUCCCUUGACGGCCAGCGUGACUUGCAGUCCCUUAACACUUAGUCAGGCGAGAGGAGACGACCGAGACACAAGAGGCGCCACAUGUGGUGAGCAUGGCUUGUGGCACGGUCUCACCGACGGCACGAGACCGAUUUAGAACCAAC